AGCACUGUCCCCAGCCAGUAUGCUGCGCGGCUAUUCGGAGCUGCGUGGUAAUCAUGGCGGCGCGCUGGAGACUUCCUUAGAACUGGAUGCUAAUGCCUUGCCCCGCUGAAAUGAAUUGAUCGCUUGUGCCAAACCUCCCAGUGUGGAGUUUACCUUAGAGACCGGACGUGCUGCCUGUAUGUAGCGGACGUGUCACGUAGCUCCGGGAAGCCUACCUUCUAUUCCACAGCGGCACCAUGGGCCUACUGGAGAGACUGAGGAAAGAGUGGUUUAUACUGGGGAUCAUCCUGGUGAUCACAGCGGCCAAGCUGCAGCCGUCCAUAGGGGAAAAGGGGGGACCACUGAAGCCAGAAAUUUCCAUAACGUAUAUUGCCGUGUCUGCUAUUUUCUUUAACAGUGGACUGUCCUUAAAAACAGAGGAACUCACCAGUGCUCUGAUGCAUGUGAAGCUUCACCUCUUCGUCCAGGUGUUCACACUCGUCUUCUUCCCAACAGCAAUAUGGUUUUUCCUCCAAGUGCUGUCACUUACGCCCAUCAAUGAAUGGCUGUUAAAGGGUCUACAGACGGUGAGCUGUAUGCCCCCACCGGUCUCCUCAGCAGUCAUUUUGACCAAAGCUGUUGGCGGUAAUGAGGCCGCUGCUAUAUUUAAUUCUGCAUUUGGGAGUUUUUUGGGUAUUGUUGUGACCCCAAUGCUGCUGCUUUUAUUUUUGGGAUCGUCCUCAUCAGUGCCCUUUACCUCCAUAUUCUCUCAAUUGUUCAUGACUGUUGUGGUUCCCCUGAUCAUUGGACAGAUUGUGCGGAGGUACAUCAAGGACUGGUUGGAGAGGAAGAAGCCUCCAUUUGGUGCCAUUAGCAGCUGUGUCCUUCUCAUGAUCAUCUAUACAACUUUUUGUGAUACAUUUUCCAACCCAAAUAUUGAUCUGGACACCUUCAGUCUGGUCGUUAUUGUAUUUAUCAUAUUUUUUAUCCAGUUGGCUUUUAUGCUUUUAACAUUCCUGUUUUCUACUAGUAAAAACACUGGCUUCACACCAGCAGACACAGUUGCAAUAGUAUUUUGUUCAACCCAUAAAUCACUCACAUUAGGUAUUCCAAUGCUGAAGAUUGUGUUUGCGGGAUACGAGCAUCUCUCGUUAAUAUCUGUUCCCUUGUUGAUUUAUCACCCAGCUCAGAUUCUACUUGGGAGUGUAUUAGUGCCAACAAUAAAAUCAUGGAUGCUUUCCAGGCAAAAGGCUCUGAAGCUAACAAGACAGCCUAAGGUCCCCUUGUAACAUCAGAAGAGAGGAGUGUAAAUAUGUGCAAUAUUGUACAUACAAACAUCAUACAAAAAGACUUGUGUUUGGGAAUGUUUGCUUUAAUGCAUAUAUUAUUUUUUUAAAUAUAGACCCGACUAUCCAAGUGCCUUAUGGAUGCAUUUGUCGAUUAUAUACUGUAAGAAGAAGCCAUGUUGAUGUCCUGUCUCAUCUUUGUAUUUUUUUUUUAUUUGAGAAAUAAAGAUCUUAAGAAACC
Messenger RNA from Bufo bufo (common toad), 1506 nucleotides. RefSeq names its product solute carrier family 10 member 7 (gene SLC10A7). NCBI's taxonomy places the organism in Eukaryota, Metazoa, Chordata, Amphibia, Anura, Bufonidae. Gene Ontology annotation, cellular component: plasma membrane. Bases 237 to 1268 code for a protein of 343 amino acids. The record is from RefSeq and is a predicted model, not a curated record. The transcript has 12 exons.